Molecule: messenger RNA, 1943 nt
Organism: Mucor mucedo
Lineage: Eukaryota; Fungi; Mucoromycota; Mucoromycetes; Mucorales; Mucoraceae
Product: nucleoporin protein Ndc1-Nup
Exons: 9
Coding region: 60-1883 (607 amino acids)
Biological process (GO): nuclear pore organization
Cellular component (GO): nuclear pore transmembrane ring; spindle pole body
Molecular function (GO): protein-macromolecule adaptor activity
Source: RefSeq, a predicted model, not a curated record
UUUUUUUUUUUCUUCUUUUUUGUUUGUGGUCUAUAUUGUUCAUUUCUUAAAAAAAAAAGAUGCAGUCAGCUUCCUUACCAAAGCCAGCCGCUGCCAUUAGUAAACCACUAGGAAAAGUGAAUUGUGCUUCGUAUGAGAGUGCUUAUAAAUCUGUGGUGAGACGAUUAACUCGACAGUAUUUUGUGACAUUGUACUUGUUUUGUGGGUUCUUUGCAAUCUUAUUUCAAUUAGGCUUCUUUUUCAAUUAUCAUACAUUCUUAAACGUACUUUCAUUAAAGACGUUUUUCUUUUCAUUGCUACUCUUUCUUAUUGGUGGUAUUACCUUUGUCGUUCGCUUGUCCAAUACUACAAUUUGGCAACCUGUUUAUCCUAGUAGACUCGCUACCGUCAUUGUCAACUGUAUUUCGCUCGAUAACUUGUUUUUAUUUAUUAUCCAUGCUAUUGGCAACCUCGUCGUUAUCCGUACUUAUUUAUAUUGGAUGAUGAGCGAGAAGUAUACCGCUGGGUUUCUCUUGAACAUCCCUGGUCAUUAUACAGGAGCACGUCAAUUGAAUGAGGAGAAUAUCUUUAUUUGUGUAUACGCCAUCAUGUUGGGAUUCAACUAUACCGUCGAUUAUGUCAAGAAAAGAACGCAUGUUCUUCAAGCACUCAAUGUUAAACAACCAGCAUUUUAUGAUAUCAAGACAAGUCUUGGAACUGUGCUUUGUAAUUCAGCAAAGAGAGCUUUGUACUCUUUCGCAAUGACUUAUGUGACAUUUAUCUUUUUCCAUGUAUUUUUCUAUUAUUCUAUCGCUCGUUUCUUUGGACUUUUUACAAGGGUAUUGAGCGCACCUAUCAUCAAGUUUCAUUGGUUUGAUUUGCACCUUUUCCUUCGUUUGACAGUGGGAGGUAUUCUUUCAACCUGUGUAUUCAAUAUUUCCAACCGUGUAUAUGAGGCAUUAUUCUCUUUGACUUUACCUUGCACCAAUCCCUAUGCCAAUCAAUUCGAAUGCCUUAUUAAGGGACUCGAGGAAAAGAAAGACGAGCAGUUGAAGGUUUCUGCAUUUUCCGAAUUAGCCACACUUGCCAGUAAAUGUCCCAGCAAACGCGAAGAAUUAUUCAAGACAACGGGAAAUGAAUUACAAGAUAAUGCAUGGUAUAAAAUUAUGGUACAAUGUUUCCAAGUGAUUCAAGAGUUCCGAAGCAAGAUAGAUAUUGAAUAUAACGGAGUUCAACCAGUUGUAGCACCCAUUACUGUCACAAAGCCUGUUGAAAAGAACAUUCGUCAUCGAUUGGAAUUUUCCAAUGGUAAUGUAUUUAGUACGCCAAAGAAGAACCAAGUUUACUAUGAUGAUCGUACCGGUAGUUUAUUAUCGCCUCUAAGUGAAUUAGCCCAAGAGGGACCUUCUGGGGAAACCGUGAUUAGCAAACCGUUGCAAUGGAUUCGUCAAAGCGAUAUGGUGGAUAUGUUAAAGCGAUUGGAAGUUCGAUUUGGCCGUGCUGGUAUGUUUGAGCCUUUUUAUGCAGAAACUGUGACACGCCGAGUUCAAGGUGUGUUUAACAAGUAUCAAUUGCUUCUUUGGGCUGUACAAGCGUUGGGUUGUUUAACCGCUGGAUCGUUGAAGGAGGACCCUUAUGGAUACGUUCAAAAUGAUAUUGGAAAUGUCUUGAAUCAUUUGUUGGGAUGUUUAAUGGAAGUUGAAAGAUAUGUGCAGUCUCCACCCGCUCACUAUAGUCAAUUAUUGAAUGAAAAAGUACUUUCUGGAGAGACCGAGGCUGUGAUGAUGGCAUUACGUGAGGCUAUUUAUCAGAUUAAAGAAGCAUUUGGUAAUUAUACUGACGGAUUUCAAGUGGAUGGCAAAUAUUCAAAGAAAUGGCAAGGCUUCUUGAACUAUCAAGAAUAAUUUAUUGUUUUAAAAUAAAUAAAUAAAAAAAAAAGGGAGGGGCUGUUUAUGUGUACAUAG